Messenger RNA from Linepithema humile (Argentine ant), 775 nucleotides. The record is from RefSeq and is a predicted model, not a curated record. Lineage: Eukaryota; Metazoa; Arthropoda; Insecta; Hymenoptera; Formicidae.
AGUCAUAAGGGAGGCGAGGGGCAAAAUCGCCCUCAAGGAUUUAGGGAUCGGCGAUCUGAGAGUCGGGAAGGCCAAGACGGGCGCCACCAUCCUGGAAAUUCCGGGCCCUGAGGGCGGUAAAAAAGCAGACGCGCUGGCCGAAGCCCUUAAAAAAGUGUUUGAGGGGAGGGAAGGAAUCAGGGUUGUGAGGCCCGCUAAAAAGAGGGAACUGCGGAUCCGCGACCUCGAUGAAUCGCUUGAUCCGAGCGAGGUCGCAGAAGCAGUGGCCGAGGUGGAGGGAUGCCCUCCCUCACUGAUCAGGGUGGGAUCAAUCUGGCCAUCCCCCUAUGGCAUAGGCGUGGCCUGGGUGCAGUGUUCCCUCUCAGCGGCAAUCAAGGUCGCGGAGGCGGGACGCAUCCAAAUCGACUGGGCAAAGGUAAAGGCCUCCUUCUUAAAGGAGAGGCCCUUACAAUGUUACCGAUGCCUGGAGAAGGGGCACGUGCGGGCGAAUUACUCGGGCCCUGUGGAUAGGAGCGGGAGCUGCUAUAGGUGCGGCUCGACCGUGCACCUGGCACGGGAUUGUGCGGCCCCGGCGAGCUGCCUUAUAUGCAGGGAGAAGAGGCUCUGCCACAUCCACAGAGUGGGGGGCCCAGCAUGCAGGGCUCCUAGGCCGAAGACGAAGGCGGGAGGAAGGAACGUCACUGCGGGCGCGGCUUUGGCCCCCGCGUCCGUCCCUGCAAGAAAGAGCAAGGAGGUGGGCACAUUGGGCGCGGCCUUGACCCCCGCACCCGCCUGA